Molecule: messenger RNA, 1287 nt
Organism: Melanaphis sacchari
Lineage: Eukaryota; Metazoa; Arthropoda; Insecta; Hemiptera; Aphididae
Product: zinc finger protein 622
Exons: 5
Coding region: 142-1251 (369 amino acids)
Biological process (GO): ribosomal large subunit biogenesis
Cellular component (GO): preribosome, large subunit precursor
Molecular function (GO): nucleic acid binding; zinc ion binding
Source: RefSeq, a predicted model, not a curated record
UGUACUGUACUGUGAAGGUUUUUCACGUGUGAAGUACAGUGGCUCAUGAACUGUAUUGACUUUUUGACUAUAGUUUAUAAUUGUUACAAAAGUUAAGUUUAUUAUUUCUCAUUGUUUCGGCUACUAAACGUUUUGAAAAAAAUGAGUUCUCCAUACCAGGGUGCAUUGACAUGUGUUACAUGUCAAAUUGUAUUUGAAACUGGUGAUGCACAUCGUGAGCACUAUAAAACAGAUUGGCAUCGUUAUAAUCUCAAAAGAAAAAUCAUCAAUCUACUUCCUGUUGACCGACCAACUUUUGAAUCCCGAAUACUGAAUCAACAGAUCAAGGAAAAUGAAGAAAAUUCAAAGAGUUCUAUUUAUUGUACCAUUUGCAAAAAAUCUUAUAAUUCUCAAAAGUCUUUUGAUAGCCACACUUCUUCUAAACAGCAUAAGACUUUAGCAUUGCAAUCAGACAAUGAACAUAAAGAUAUUGGUGUACCUGCUGCCAAGAAAAUAGUUAAACCAGUUGAGAAUAAACUUGUUGAAGAAAGUGAUGACGAGUACGAAGAUGUAGAUGACGAUGAAGAAUGGGGUGAAGUAGUCAGUGAAAACAACCCCAUAGUAAAUAAUAUAUGUUUAUUCUGCCCUCAAAGCAGUGAAAACUUAUUGCAAAAUAUUAAGCAUAUGUCUGACACUCAUUCAUUUUUCAUACCCGAUAUUGAGUACCUGGUUGAUAUGAAAGGAUUAUUAGUGUAUUUAGGAGAAAAGGUAUGUCAAGGCUUUAUGUGUUUAUGGUGCAAUGAUUCUGGAAAAAAUUUUCAUUCAAUAGAGUCUGCACAAGCACACAUGAUUGACAAAGGUCAUACUAAAAUGAUUCAUGAAGGUGAAGCAUUACUUGAAUAUUCAGACUUUUAUGACUAUUCAUCAAGUUAUCCAGCAGACACGUCUGUAGAUGAUUAUCGUAUUGUUGAAGAUGUUAACUCUCAAUUAAUUCUUCCUUCUGGAACUAGAAUUGGAAAACGAUCAUUAAUGCGAUACUACAGGCAAAAUUUGAAUCCAAAUCAUGAUUGGGAAGCUAUGAAGGAAACAAAACUAAACAAAGUAAUCAAUCAUUACAGACAUGUAGGAUGGACAGGAACUUUCCCUGCUGCUGCUGCUAGGAAAGCCAGAGAUUUGAAAGUUAUGAGACAAGUUCAGACAAAAAUGUACAUGCAAUUAGGAGUUAAAGCCAACAAAUUCCAAAAGCAUUUCCGCCAGCAAGUUAAUUUUUAAAUUUUAUUUUAUAUUUUUUGAAAUACUUAGUGUAAG